Messenger RNA from Exophiala bonariae, 909 nucleotides. RefSeq lists its product as uncharacterized. Bases 1 to 909 code for a protein of 302 amino acids. The record is from RefSeq and is a predicted model, not a curated record. The transcript is spliced from 2 exons. Lineage: Eukaryota; Fungi; Ascomycota; Eurotiomycetes; Chaetothyriales; Herpotrichiellaceae.
AUGGCUACUCUCAAAUCCGGGGAAGAGCGAUUGCGGGAUCGAAAGCCCAUCAAGCCUCCUACUCCAGCGUACCUCUCGACAGCUGGUUCGCCGUUAUCUGUAGAUCGGGAGCUGUACUCGGCGAUUCAGCAGGGGCCGAGAACUCUGGUUGAGUCUUUCACUCUACCGAUCCGGUCGGGUCGUGCUUGGAAGGCACCAGCUAAGAGUAUUGUGCGCAUCAGUACGCCUGAAGGAGCUCAAGUUGGGGAUCUCAAUGUCUGGAAUGCACACAAUCCUCGUGAAAGGUUUUGGGCUUCUCGCACGAAGCAACUCCACUCAUCGCAUGUAUCGACAUAUGACCGGCUGUGGUCAUGUCUGCCAUACAUGCGGCCCCUGGUCACCAUUAUAGCUGAUUCCCUUUCGUGGUAUGGUGUUGAUGAGACUGGGGGUCGAGUCCAUGAUCUCCUAGGUACCAGGUGUGAUCCAUAUAUCAACGUCUUGCUGUCAGGACCGGAGGCGUCUUAUGACUACCACUGUCAUUCGAAUUUGACCCGGGCUGUUAUACCGUUCGGGUUGAAUGAAUCUGAUGUUCACGACGUCAUCAACUUAUUUCAGAUUACUGGCUUGGAUUCCAAAGGCAGAUAUUUCAUGAAUGCAUGUCCAGCAGAAGGGGGUGAUUUCAUCGAGUUCUUCGCUGAGCAGGAUGUGCUCAUGGCAUUGUCGACAUGUCCGGGAGGUGACUUGUCUUUAUGGGGAUUCGGGAGCGAUAGCGAAAAAGAUAUGAUUAAAUGUUGCCGGCCGCUCAAGGUUGAAGUUUUUAAACUUGAGGACGAGGAGAAAAUCUUGGCCCAGAAAUGGAGUGGUGCGGAAAGGCCGGAUUAUAAAGGGAGGCAUGGGCUGGUAGUCCCUGAAGGUGAGAAACGCUCAUAG